AUGACAACAUCGCAAACCUCCUCACUGUGGGCUCUUGCUCUAUCAACAUUCCCUGAAAAGAACCAGUGCAUUUCCAAAAUACCAAGCGCCUCUUCCUCAGACACCAAACAAACUCUAAACAAUGUUCUUUCGGCACUCGAAGUCCAGCGCGACCGCUGCACACGGGAUAAAUGGAUCACGAUCAGCAUUGGGGGGAAGGAGCUCAUCAUCCGCGAUCUCUGCGCCAAGAUUACUGCCUAUGCCAGGAAAUGCAUGGACGUAGCUGAUGUUGCGGUUCAGUAUGACCCUAUUCACGCGGCGUUGCCGUGGGCUGGCGUGCUUUUCUUGCCGCAGCUGACUCUCUCUAGAUUUGAGGUUUUUGGUGCUAUUGUCGAGGAAUUGGAGAAGGCCACAAGACUGAUAGCCCGAUGUGGGAUGCUUGACGCCCUUUUCAUCCGAAAUGGUAAGGGUACUACUGGAGAAAGAUUGGGCUUGGAGUGGGAAAUGCUGAAAUUGUAUUCCGUUGUCCUGGACGUUAUUUGCAAGGCUGAGAAGCAUCAUGAUUCCUCGGGCAUGAAGCGUGUCUUGAACUUGACAACUCGGGCGUCUAGUCAAGGAUCGGUGACGCAAAUGGAGGCUGUAGAGCAAAAGGUGUUGGCCUUGAAGGGUCUCAUUGAUAGCCAAAGGGUGAAAGACAUCUACGACGGAAUUUCCGAAGAGAAAGCCCUCGCCGCCGCUAUUGCCAGCCGAAAACUUGGUCUCGUACAGCUUGUCGUCGAUGCUGGCGCCAACCUUGACGCUCAUGGACCUUUUGGCUCUCCCUUGCGGAGCGCCGUUAAUUUGGGCGGUGAAAACCGCAAUGCACUUCAGGUUGCUUGUGAUACAGGGAAUAUCGACAUUGUUAGGUUCUUGCUCGGCCAGCAUGCGGAUGUGAGGGCGUCUGGAAAGGAUCUAGGAAAUGCACUGCAAGCAGCCUCUGUUAAGGGACACGUUGACAUAGUCAAACUGCUUCUUCCCCAAGUUAUAGAGGUGGACGAGGCUGACAGUGAUACUGAAACAGCGCUCUGCCUCGCUGCAGCUAACGGACACGAGCAGACGGUGAUCUUUCUGCUGCAACAAGGAGCUAACGUCGACGGUAAUCCCACUCUUGAAUAUGAUAGCAGUGACAAAUCCGAACCACCGGGCAAAAUUCUCCCGCACAAAAGGCACAAAAGGCUCCGGGAAAAACAAAGUAUUGUUGCAGUUCCUCUUCAUCUCGCCGCCGUUAGUGGACACGAAUCUAUCGUCUCUAUCCUCCUUGAAAACGGGGUAAACGCCCACCUGAAAGGAAAAUAUCGCCGUAACGAAAAUGGUUCCUGGGAUGAACGUAGUUUCAGCAAACUUCACAGCACAUCACUUUUCGCAGCAUGUUUUUGGGGUCAUCUUUUCACUGCCAAACGGCUAUUUCAACACGAUCCAUGGGGCUAUAUAUCUCAUAAAACGUUUACUUCUGCUGUGGAGACAAGUCUCACUCGCAAUAAAAAGAAUAUUGCAACAAUGCUGGUUCAAGAGGCGAUUCUCGCAGGGUUCAAAGCUGAACACUUCGAAGGUACAUUCAGAUACGCCUGUGCAAACGGAUACACGGAGGUUUUGAAGCAAAUUUUGGAACAUUUCGUUCUCGAGAAUUGGCCCACUGCUCUUUUGUUGGCCACAAAAGAAGGCAGAGGCGCCGUUGUUGAGGUUUUGCUGCAAAACGGAGCUGAUAUGGAUAUUCGCGACGAGCAUGGCAAUCUAGCAUUGGACUUGGCUAUAAAAGGAAUUAAGAAACACAGAGACCACCACUGGCCCUCUGACCCACCAAACUGGAUCGAAGUUUUUAUGACCUUGCUUUGUGCAGGGGCUGAUACGAACGACCUAUCUAACAAAAUUAGGGAGGUCUUCCCCGUUAUUGCAAAGCGCGGGAGAGUUGAUAUCUUGAGAAAAUUGGAUCACUGGGGAUACAAUAUACUCGAUGAUGCUACACUCUAUCCAGAGAUCUUGGUCAAAGCCUCAGCCGACGGCGACAAUGAAAAGAUCGAUUACAUGAGUACCAAGCAUGUCCCUUCGACUAAGAAUAUCAAAGCUGCCGUUUUGGCUGCAAUCAAUCGUCAAAGUGAUCUAACAGAUCGUAUACCGACGAUCAAGAGACUCCUGGGUCUCAAAACAGCGAUAUCUUUUGAUGAAAACCCGGAUGUCGAGCCAUUGGUAAUUGCUUCUGAGAAGAAGCAUCCCGGAAUCGUGGCCAUUCUACUCCAACACACUAGAUACGGCAGAUGUGUCGUUGAAACGGCCUUCAAAUCAGCUAUACGGCGCGGUAGCGUUGCCUGCGCACGCCUCAUUCUUGAGUCACAGGGCUGGGAACCUGCUGAACGCCUUGAGAUUUGUUCUCGUUCUAUUCUGAAACAUUUUCCUUACAUUAAUAGGGAUAUUCUUGCAUAUCUGUUUGAUCAAGGGAUAUCCCCGAAUAAAAGGGAUCCCCAAACUGGCGCAACUCUGUUGUACAUCGCCGCUACCAUGUAUAGCGACAAGGUUGUUCAAAAUUUUGUGGCUCUAGGCGCAGACGUCGACCUCGACGGAGGCGAGUACGGGACGGCGCUACACGGAGCAGCAGCAGCUGGGAAUCGGAAGUCAGUGGAGUUGCUCCUUUCAUCUGGUGCAGAUGUUAAUGCACAGAAUGAACGUUUUGGUACGCCGCUGGUGGCAGUGAUGGCGCAGCAGUGGGAAGAUUGCUUUGUAGCGAAGUACGAGUUCAAGUGCUUCUUGAACUGCCAUCGAUGCUGUGCAAGGCUGCUGUUGGACUGGGGUGCGGAUGUUGAUGCCAAAGGUGGAGAGUUUGGGACAGCGCUACAUGCUGCACAGAAUGUUGGAAACAUGCCGGGAGUAAAUAUGCUCCUGCAAGAUGAGGAGUUUAGUAAUACAUAG
Messenger RNA from Penicillium robsamsonii, 2919 nucleotides. RefSeq names its product ankyrin repeat domain-containing protein. The coding region runs from base 1 to 2919 and encodes 972 amino acids. Gene Ontology annotation, molecular function: protein binding. NCBI's taxonomy places the organism in Eukaryota, Fungi, Ascomycota, Eurotiomycetes, Eurotiales, Aspergillaceae. The record is from RefSeq and is a predicted model, not a curated record. The transcript is spliced from 3 exons.